This is a messenger RNA of Caenorhabditis remanei, 966 nucleotides long. RefSeq lists its product as uncharacterized. Gene Ontology annotation, molecular function: ubiquitin-like protein binding; cullin family protein binding; ubiquitin conjugating enzyme binding. Bases 1 to 966 code for a protein of 321 amino acids. Lineage: Eukaryota; Metazoa; Nematoda; Chromadorea; Rhabditida; Rhabditidae. The record is from RefSeq and is a predicted model, not a curated record. Gene Ontology annotation, biological process: positive regulation of ubiquitin-protein transferase activity; protein neddylation. Gene Ontology annotation, cellular component: ubiquitin ligase complex. The transcript has 5 exons.
AUGAGCACUCGAUUGAAAGCAGAUCAAAAGAGCAAGCACUUAUCUUGCGCAAGCUCAAGUUCUCAGGGAUUAGCUCAAAGCACAAAUCUUUCUAAGAUGUCCCCUAAGAACUACGAGACGAUACUCCGCCAGUUCGUGCAGUGGACACAAGCUGCAGAGCCAGUGGCCGUGAACUUUCUGGCAAAAGCUAACUGGAACAUCGAGUAUGCGAUGACCCUGUAUUUUGACAACCCAAAUUUAUUCUCGGGCUCGGCUGCACAACCAAGUGUUGAUAACGAGAGGUUCUUCAAUCAGUACAUUCACAAAGAGGACGGGUUAGGAGACAAACGAAUUGGUCCAAAUGGAGUGCAAAAACUUCUCGGGGAACUUGGAUAUUCGCCGACGGAUAGGCGCGUUCUCAUUCUCGCCUGGAAGUGUAAUGCUCAAACUCAAUGCGAGUUCUCACUCAAGGAAUGGCUCGAUGGAAUGACAACUUUACAUGCUGACUCUGUACAAACUUUGAGACAGAGAAUCGACAGUUUAGACGCGGAACUGCAUUCAGAUAAAUCAAAGUUUCGUGAACUGUACUUGUUCUCCUUCAGUUAUGGAAAAGCCGCUGCUAGUCGUAGCUUGGAUCUUGAAACAUCUAUUCUUUAUUGGGAUGUGCUUUUCGGCAACAAUCGUUCCACCCUCAUGUCGCAAUGGAUCGAUUUUUUGAGAGAACAAGAAAGACAGGCCGUCGCAAGAUUGGCGCUUGAUGUUGGGCAAGCUAACGCGGCGAAGAUUAAGCACGUCUGGAUCACCCGGGACACUUGGAAUCUUUUCUGGGAUUUCAUCGUUCUCAGCAGGGCAGACUUAUCCGAUUAUGAUGAUGAAGGAGCAUGGCCAGUGCUCAUCGAUCAGUUUGUAGAUCACUGUCGUUCUUCAUUGAAUUAUCCAACUCCACAGCCAGCUGGACAACCUAUGGAACAACGAAGCUACUAUUAA